Grosmannia clavigera kw1407 is the source of this 525-nucleotide messenger RNA. RefSeq names its product 60S ribosomal protein l20. Gene Ontology annotation, molecular function: structural constituent of ribosome. The record is from RefSeq and is a predicted model, not a curated record. Bases 1 to 525 code for a protein of 174 amino acids. Gene Ontology annotation, cellular component: cytosolic large ribosomal subunit; ribosome. NCBI's taxonomy places the organism in Eukaryota, Fungi, Ascomycota, Sordariomycetes, Ophiostomatales, Ophiostomataceae. Gene Ontology annotation, biological process: translation. The transcript has 4 exons.
AUGGGCCGUCUUCAGGAAUACCAGGUCAUCGGCCGGCAUCUGCCGACCGAGUCCAACCCGACUCCCAGCCUGUACCGCAUGCGCAUCUUCGCCCCUAACGAGGUUGUUGCCAAGUCCCGGUACUGGUACUUCCUGCGCGGUCUCCGGAAGGUCAAGAAGGCCACCGGUGAGAUCGUUGCCGUCAACGCCAUCUCUGAGAAGCACCCCCUGAAGGUCAAGAACUUCGGUAUCUGGAUCCGGUACGACUCUCGGUCAGGCACCCACAACAUGUACAAGGAGUACCGUGAGCUGUCGAGAACCGCUGCCGUCGAGUCUCUGUACCAGGACAUGGCUGCUCGCCACCGUGCCCGCUUCCGGUCGAUUCACAUCCUCCGCGUCGUCGAGAUCGAGAAGAACGAGGAUAUCAAGCGCCCGUACAUCAAGCAGCUCGUGACCAAGAGCCUUACCUUCCCCCUGCCUCACCGCGUGCCCAAGAUCUCGACCAAGAAGAUCUUCAGCGCCAAGCGCCCGUCGACUUUUGCUUAA